Messenger RNA from Lodderomyces jiufengensis, 1308 nucleotides. RefSeq lists its product as uncharacterized. The transcript has a single exon. Lineage: Eukaryota; Fungi; Ascomycota; Pichiomycetes; Serinales; Debaryomycetaceae. The record is from RefSeq and is a predicted model, not a curated record. Bases 1 to 1308 code for a protein of 435 amino acids.
AUGCAAAUAUUAGUAUCACUACUAAUUUUGUUAAGCCUAGUAAGCUCAAUCAAUUUAAUAAAGCCAUCGAAUAAGAUCUGCAAUCCAAAUCCACAAUCAUUAAUUCCAUUUACUGGUUUUAAAAUUCUAAGACAAUAUAAGGUAUCAGGUUAUAAGAAUCCAUUAUCAAUGCAUUUCAUAACUAUAGCUCAUUGUAAUCAUGGACAAAUAGAUUAUCAAAAAGUGAUAAGAACAAAAUCAAGUUCAGAAGUAGAUUGGUCAGUUCCUUUUUGUUUACUAAAACCUAAAUUAGGUGAAAAAUUAAUAACUUUAAAUUCUUUAAAUGUUGAUGAAGAUUCAAAUACUAAUGAAUUGAAUUUUGAAGUAUUAAAUUAUUUGAAUAAUAAAUCAUUAAAGUUGAAGAAAUUAAUUAGAAAGAAAUUAGAUUUAAUCUUGGAGAAAGUUACUAAUGGAAAAUGGGUAGAAUAUAGUGGUAAAUCCAAAUCAGAAACUUUUCAAAAUUUUAAAACAUCAAGUAAUAACCUCCAAAACGAAACUUACCAAAACCAAAAUUUCAAUUUAAUCCAACUUAAAAACUCAUUUAUAAAUUUAGAAAACUCAAACUUGGUUUGUUAUAAAUUAUCAAGACGUAAAAAAUACGCUAAAAGAAAAAUAUCUUUUUUUAUGCCACAUACUUUCGUAGGUGGUAUAUUUGAAUGUUUAAUUUCAUCAGAAAUGAAACAACUCCUAUUCAAAAAUUUCUUAAAUGAAUUUCAAAAUAAUCAAAUAAAUUCUAUUUUUUUAAUACAAAAUUCUACUCAUCAAAAUUUUUUCAAAUGUGAUUCAAAUUUAUCAAGACCAAUAGCUCCAUUAAUAGCAGAAGAUUCAACUAAUCAAUGGUUUAUAAACAAGAUUUUAAACGUUUUAAAUCCACAUGUAAUUCAAAAUAUUCCUUAUUUAACUACUACAACACCACUUAAUUUAAGAUUUUCAAUGUUUGAAACUUCAGAUAUGUAUAAGGAUUCAUGGGCUAAUAAAAUUGAAAUUAAUGAAGAUUAUAUUUAUGAUGAAGCUGAUUUACAUUUUUUAACAAAAGCUAUUAAUUAUAGUUCUGAUUUAUUGAAUAAAUUAAUUAGUCCUAUUGAUUUUAAUUUUUUUUGGGAGAAAUUUAACAAGGGGAAUGAAAAUGAAAAUGAAAAUGAACUGAAAAAAGGUGAGUUGUCAUUUGAUCAGAAAUUGUUUUUAGUGUUGGGUAGGAUUGGGAAAAUUAGAUAUGUUAACGACUUGCUUUUGAAAGUAGAGAAACAAUGGGAAAAGAUUAAAGAUUAA